Messenger RNA from Scylla paramamosain (green mud crab), 480 nucleotides. RefSeq lists its product as uncharacterized. The transcript is spliced from 3 exons. Bases 1 to 480 code for a protein of 159 amino acids. NCBI's taxonomy places the organism in Eukaryota, Metazoa, Arthropoda, Malacostraca, Decapoda, Portunidae. The record is from RefSeq and is a predicted model, not a curated record.
AUGCUAGAUGAUGACGAUGAUGACUGGCUGGGCUACGACCCCCACCCCCACACCCCCGCCACCACCACCACCACCACCACCUACCUGUCCCCCCACCAUCGCUCGCCCCCUGCCCCCCACCACCACCACCACCAUGCCCCCCGACCAGCCAGCCCCCCCAGAGGCCGCUCCCGACAGGUGGAGUCCCCCGUGCGAGGCGCGCCGCCCCCCGCCAGACACCUGUCCCCCGACGCCCGUGAAAAGUUCCGCUCCCUGGAGCGUUGGGGCGCGCCGCCCUCCCACACCCCGCCCCCAUGGGAGGGCUCCACGCCCCCGCCCCGCCACGCGCCCCGCGCCCACAGCCCGGUGCGGGGCCGCAGCCCCACCAGGGAGUGGCGAGGUGCGCGGCAGCGGUCCCCGGAGCGCGAGCAGCAGUACCAGCGCGCCCGCUCCAUGCAUGACCUGUCGGGGCGGCGCGGGGCCGGCGCCCCCCCACCCUGA